Molecule: messenger RNA, 2007 nt
Organism: Ectocarpus siliculosus
Lineage: Eukaryota; Phaeophyceae; Ectocarpales; Ectocarpaceae
Source: the annotation of a GenBank genome assembly
AUGGGCGCAGCAAUCUUUAUGGGUCUGCUCCUGGGACGCUGGGGGACGGUUCUUCACAAAGAGAGCACGGGCUGCGGGGAUGGGUUUCUGUCCGUCGGAGGCGGCAGCCAGCCGUACGGAGCCCGGCGGGGGCACGGGGGGGCUCCGCCAGCCCGGAAGAUCAAGUUGCUUAUGCUGGGCGACUCCGGGGUGGGCAAGAGCAGCCUCAUGGACCGCUUCAUGGAGGACUACUUCAGUAUCACCAAGGUGCAAACACUGGGGGUGGACUUCAAGCUGAAGACGAUCGUCCUCAACGACGAGGAGGUGGACUUGCAAGUGUGGGACACCGCCGGCCAGCAAAAGUUCCACAAGAUCACGCAGGCGUACUACCGCGGCUCUCACGGCAUCGUGCUGGUGUACGACAUGUCCGACCCCAAGACUCUCGACAACACGGCGUACUGGAUGAGGAGCAUCCGAGACACCGCCGGCAGCAACAGAGUGCAGAUUUGCCUCGUUGGGAACAAGGUGGACUUGCGGGAAGAGGUUGGGCUGGAGGGGCAGCAGCAGGACCUCGCCGGCAUGGUGGAGACGAGCACCGGUCGGAAGGUAGCGGAGGAGUUCGGAGCGGAGUACUUCGAGUGCAGCGCCAAGACGGGGUGCAUGGUGGAAGAGGCGUUUAUCGCCACGGCUACCAAGGCGUAUGAAGCGCACUUGGUGAAGCCGUCGACGCCGUCCACCAGGAUCCGGAGACGCCUGGGCCGAAAGAAGCACCGCCGAACGGCCUCGCAGGGGUCGGACAGAGACCGCCCCCCCCGCAGCGACGCCUCCGGCCCCGCCGCCGCCACCGCCGCCGCCGCCACCUUCUCGCCGUCCUUUGCCUCUGUACCCGGGGUGGUGGAGAGCGGCGCCGAGAGGCCGCCGCCGCCCGACAGCCCCGCUGCUCGGAUGCGGGCCUGCGCUUCUGAAGUCAGCGAGACCGGCACCGCUGUGGGCGCAGCGGGCCAAGCGUCGGUGAUGGCUUCAUCCUCGUCUCACUCGCACAAUGUCUCCGCUGGAGGGACGGGGCAGCAGCAGCAGCAGCAGCAGCAGCGAUUCAUGUCCUCUUCCUCCUACGGGGGGGUGGCCACCACCCCGUACUCCGCUCCGUGCUCUCCCCCGUCCCCGGCUCCUUGCGGCCGACCACGGGCGUCCGCGGCGGUGACUACCCCUCCUCAAGGCGGCGGCGGCGGCGGGAGUCAAAGCCCUCGCCAGGAGCAGCCGGAGCCACCGCAGCAGCCGAUGAUGCCCUCGGCUGACGUGAAGGAUGAGCAGCAGCAGCAACAGCAGCAGCAGCAGCACGAGAUUGGGGAGCUAGUUCCCCCGCUUUCUGCGCUCUCGCCCAAGACGGCGGCCGCCGCGUUGGGCAUGGCGGGGGGCAAGGGGGCCCCGUCGGGUGCGGCUGGCGAAGACAGCCCUACCGGUACGGGGACGAUGUCGCCUCUCCCCGGACACCAGCGGUCCAUCGGCAGGUCGUCCUCACUUGGCGACAUGGAGAGCUAUUUCGGCACGUCCUUGGGGUCCCCCAAUGGCAGCGACAUCGACAGCAGCGCGGACGGUGGCGGCGGCGGAUCGAGCGGAGUUCCCAGGCGCCGCGCGGACACCGGCGGCUUGUUCGGCCUUUUCAGCGGCGGCGGCGGCGGCGGCGGUAAGGAUGUUCGCGAGCGGGGAGGAGGCUUUAGCUGCUGCUCUCCCAAGCAGGACGCGGGGGCGGGGGCCUGUGAACAUCCUUACCGCCGUCGCGUGGACGGGUCUGGCUCCCUAGCGGUCGCCGAGAUCAUAGCGAGGCAGCGGCAGAGGUCGCCCCGCCCUACCGCCGGCCCCGGGCCUUGGGGGGACGACCCUCCGCCACCGGCGGUCUCGCGAAUGAAGGGGAAGAAGCCUCCCCGGGUGCCGAGGAUGAAGCGCAUGUCGAGCUCGGAUUUGGCGGACGGGGUCGGGGUCGGGGGAGCAAGGGGCAAGGCGGGCAAAAACGUCUGCAAGGUCUCGUAG